Somion occarium is the source of this 1971-nucleotide messenger RNA. NCBI's taxonomy places the organism in Eukaryota, Fungi, Basidiomycota, Agaricomycetes, Polyporales, Cerrenaceae. The record is from the annotation of a GenBank genome assembly.
AAUCCGGGUUCUCUUGCACUUCUUGAACCGAACGCCGAACUACACAUUGGGCCGCACAGAAAUGCAAUCAACAAUCACCCUUCCAAUUUCUACAAUACAGCAUGACUUUGAGGCCGUAAUCUCAGACGUUCAAGAAGGAAUAAUACCCGACGACUCGUUCUGGGUUUCAUUCUACAAAUCUGGUGAACCGUCAGUCCACGGGAAGGUACACUUGACACUGGAUGAAGAGAACCGAGACUUGGUGAGGUUUGAAGGGAGAGGUGGCGUUGUUUUUGAACAUCGUGGAGGACGUGAUUACUAUGUGGCUUGCCCCACUUUGUCUGUCCCGGAAACAAGAGUGGUAGUCCCUUCAAGACAGUACUCCGACCCUCUUCCCAGGUUGGCGUCGGAUCAGUACCGGAAGAUAUAUGCCUUCGACGUAGCUCCUGAUGGCUCUCAAUUUGCAGCAGGUUACGAGAACGGUACCGUAAUGAUCGUUCCUACCACUUCCAGACUACCACCCUCAGCGCACACGACUAGCAAGCCUCAUUUGAACACAAUAACUUCUUUACGAUUCUUCCCUUCAUCUCGGGUUCUACUCACAUCAGGAGUGGACUUCGCUGUCAAUAUCCUCCCAGCAGAAAUCCCAUCAUCUGCACAAUCUUUGACACCCAAACGCAUUACCCCUGUCCGUAGCCUCAAAGGCCAUAGUCGAGCUGUUACAUCCACAGCUGUCAUCUCCAGAGGACGGAAUGUCCUUUCUUCAGGAAAGGAUGGAACACUUCGUCUGUGGGAUGUUCCGUCGGGCAGUCAAAUUCGUUCGAUGGGUGUGUCUGGUUACUCGCCCGUGCUAGCAAUGUGCGCGGGCGAGAGGGCCGAAGGUGCAUUCGCCCAACCUCCUAACGGCGAGGAAAAGAAUGCUCCUGUUCCUUUGGACGAUCGAGAAGUUGAUACAGCAGACAAAAUGGUAUUCUGUGCACUUCAAGAUGGGUCUUUCGAAGUAUUCGAUCUUGGAACCAAGCUUUCAGUAUUCCACUCAAAGCCCCCGAAAGGCUCGACGUCACUUUCGUCCAUCGCGUACUCGCCUUCAGCAAGUCUUCUUGCAACGGGUUCAAGUACUGGUGUCAUCAAUGUAUAUGAUACUCGUGCUAUGGACGCGCCUCUGGCUACUUUUUCUCGCAACAGUGCCAGCAUCGAAGAUCUGGUGUUCUUGUCUGCACAGGGUGGGUCGGUUAGUUUGGUGGUAGGAACUGACGAUGGCCUUCCCUAUAUUGCAGACGUCCGACCAGAAGGACCUGCUGUUCAUGCUGAGUUAGUAGGACCGGAUUGCGAUGCAGUCAGAUGUGUAAGAGUUGGUGCCCAAGCAGGGGAGGUAUGGACUGCAGGAGAUGACGGCAUCGUCAGACAGUAUGAAGGGGCAGGAAUAUAGGAGAAUAAUAUGUGAAUAUAUUGUAUCAUGCAGAUAUGUGUACUGUAUAAGACCUCGUAAGCAACGUUGUUUUCACCUUCAUGUCUUUGGAACGUAUGUGUGUAUUUUCUCAUUGUAAAUGGCGUCAUUCGUAGGGUUUCUGUCAAGAUAUUUCGCGCAAAUGCAGUCAGGGGUAGCGGCUCGUAUUUUCCCGUGGCGCCUCCUUCUAGUUCUUAUGCUCCUGUCUGUGCACGGUACGAACCAAUUUUUGUUUUCUCCAUGCCUCCAUCCCUGCCGCUUGAACUUUCCGAUCGCAUAAUCGACUUUCUCUAUGACGACAAGGCUAGCCUUGCGCAGUGCUCACUUGUAGCACACUCAUGGCUCCCCGCAUCCAGAUAUCAUCUAUUUAGAUGCGUUGAAUUAACUUGCGAGGAUGAUCUCGAGUCUUAUGGAUCAUAUUUCGACAUGGCGCCUCAUGGGGCACUCGACUGUGCGACGGAACUCAGGAUCAUUGGGUCACGCUCACAUCCGGACAGAUGGUCCCCUCAGUGCUGCAUAAUAUUAAAUACAUUGCUCGGAAUCGU